AUGGCAACACAAAUUGUGUAUCUAGAUGACCCUAAAGCCGGGAGCGGUUGGAAAGUUGUUCAGAAGAUGGAUUAUAGGAACGUGUAUGCUAUACUAGAACUAGACCCAACUGACAAUGACGUUGACAAUGUGGCUGACCAACGUUUAGAAUCUUCAACGGAAAAUGAUGCGGAAACACUUCGAGAUACAAAUGUUAUACAAGAACCGUUUCAAAUACAACGAGUGUUUUCAAUCGAAAUACCGAUUCAGUCAAUUACAAUUGACCUCGGUGAUCUUCCACGAUACGAUGUUGCAAUGGGCCUGAGCAACGACGAUGAUGUAGUUAUAGAAGGGGAGGAGGAGGAUUGGGAGACCGAGAGUGAUGAUAGCGACGAUAACGAAAGUUAUUAUAGUUCAGAUGAUGAAUAA
Molecule: messenger RNA, 408 nt
Organism: Prunus armeniaca (apricot)
Lineage: Eukaryota; Viridiplantae; Streptophyta; Magnoliopsida; Rosales; Rosaceae
Source: the annotation of a GenBank genome assembly